This is a messenger RNA of Hylaeus anthracinus, 15505 nucleotides long. RefSeq lists its product as uncharacterized. The coding region runs from base 1521 to 9149 and encodes 2542 amino acids. The record is from RefSeq and is a predicted model, not a curated record. The transcript is spliced from 23 exons. Gene Ontology annotation, molecular function: chromatin binding. NCBI's taxonomy places the organism in Eukaryota, Metazoa, Arthropoda, Insecta, Hymenoptera, Colletidae.
UUCGAUGGUGAGCAUGUUACGAUGUGUCGCGUUACGGGUGGAUCCUCUUUUACCGGAAGCGAAGGAGAUUAUCUACCCGUCAAUUGAAUCUUAACUUUACAUGCCAUAUUUCGAAAAACGAACCGCAUACGUCGUUCUACCGCGUGUGGAAAAGUCGUCCGUUGAAAACUUUUCUUUGUGAGUGUGAUCGGACGAAUUUGUAAACGUCGCCGCUAAGCGUUCAGCAGAAAUGCGAGUGGAUUAAACGUUUCGAAAAGUGAUUAUUCGUACUCUGUUACGUGCGAAGGUGAAUAAUUGUGAGUGUUUUGAAAAUUGUCGAGCCAACAAUCGGAUACAAGGCCUGUUAGGUCGCAGCUUUAAGCCGGCCGGCGCCCGCAUUAAAGGGAAUAUACCAGAAGCGUCUGACUGACGACGAUCGUUUCGACCCUCGAUAUACACCUUGUGUCGCGAUUUCACAUCGAUCUCCACCCGCGGAUCGAUUCUCUGUAUCGAAUUCUUAAAAAUCGAUCGUUACGUUUGAUCUCGUUCCAGCGUUUUUCGAGAAUACUUCAGCAUCGAGAUGAGUGCCCACUUGCCGCGAUUCGGAGAAAGAAAUUUAGCGGAACUGUAGAAAUUCGUCUCCACCCGAUAUCCCGUGACAUCCGUUGAAAAUGUAGCUUCACACGAUUGAUUCGUGAUUUCAGCCAUCUUCCAAAGAGAAGAGCGCCGCGCGUCAGGGAUUGCGUCCCUCGGUCCGCGAAUGUUUACGUUCUAACGGUUCGUUUCACCGAGCCGAGUUUUUGUUAUCGAUCAAAACACGAUCGAUUCGAGAACACGAGUUCUUUGUUGCGCGAUUCUAACAACACUAGUGCGAAAGAAAUCGGGAAACGACGAGUUCUUUGUUUCCAAGUAAGUGUCGCGCGAAAGUUCCGCGAACUUUGUUCACUGAUCUUCGAGUUUCUCUUUUUGGCUUGUGAUUUUAAGAGGAACUCGACGUCGCAAAGUGAAUAGUGAACGAACAAGUGAUAUUAGUGAAUACGAGUUGUAAAGAAAUAUCGUGACGGUAGUGACAAGUUCCGACGGCUCUGUUGUCGCGAGUUUCUUCGUCGAAGGAGGAUGAUUUUGUGAACGGAUAUUUUUCUUUCUUGGGGACUUCUCGCCAGGAUGACCGAAACCUGUCACCACGUUGCGUCCGCAUAGCCGUCACAGUGGAGUUCUGCUUAAUCGCAGGUCGAGCUGUGAGGCUACUAGUGCCGUGGUGCAACCGUGCAAAAAGGCACAGAGGGGCAGCUUUCUGGCCAAGCGGUCAUCAACCACCUGCAUAUCUCUAUACGUUCUCUCGCACAAUGGAAGAAACUCGCGUGGGCGAAAGAGAGAAAGAGAGAGGGAGAGAAACGGGGAACAGAUAAAAUAUAAUCAUCAAUACCGAGGUGCAGUCUUCCGUUUCAUCAAACCGGUUGGAUUAUAAACAACCUCGAGAAUACGGAAAGAACACUCGUUUGAUCGAUUUUCUGACUUCUGCCUCGGGAGGGGGAGGUUCGAUGUUGGUCCCUCCCGUGGCCCAAAGUGGGACUGGGGAUCGUCCCGUGGGCGACACGGGUGCCCGGGCCCAACAAGCGUCCGGCCCUGCCGCGGCAGCAACCCUAUGGCCCUUAGCACCUGCGCAAACCAAUCAGGUCACAAGUCAGUCUCAGGGCAUACCACCCCUAGCCGCUACCCCUGCACCGGCUCACAAUCAAGGUGUGAGUCGUUACGGGCUAUACUCUUUAUUCCCGGGGGGUGGCGGGGGCAGUUACGUCGCGGCCACUCCCGCCACCCCCGGACCGCCUACACCAGCACGAGCUUAUCACGCAACAACACACAAGGUUUCAGAGAGCGUGUUUUCCGCUGCCGUUGGGGUUGGAGUGGGUGGUUACACCUGGGGUGCUCCCACGCCGCCCCCUGGUUCACCCUACAGUCCUGUACCCGUGACACAGCUCGAGCUAUUGGCCAAGAAUCUGGCCAGUUUGGCUCCUCCAGGUCAACAGGCGCUUAGUCUUCAAGGUGUUGGUGUGAAUGUCGGAAGUUUGCAUCACGCGCAACAUACACAGCACACUCAACACACCCAGCACACGCUCAACUUGACUGGUCUUCAUCAUCUUCAUCAUGGAGGACUCCACCAGAACACUUUUUCGCCACAACUGUCUCUGGUUACCGGGAACGCGCCCACGCUGACGAUCAACAGCUUUUCGUCGCCUAACUCGACAGGCAACGUGGUACCGACGACGGGAGUGCUUCUUCAUGAGUAUCAGUCGCCGUCAGGUUCGACUACCGGAUGCUCGGUCACCGUGAACGGCACCUCGUGCCCGACGAGCUCAACGACGAGUACGAUGGUGAUGCAGGCAGACCAGAACACCGGCAACCAGGUCGUUCAGGCUACCAGCAAGAAACGAGAGGCCUUCCUUCCGAGUCAAGGUCAGCCGGUGAAACUGGAGAAUAAAUCGACUAGGCAGCCCUGCGUCUGCAGAAACAGUGGGAAAACCAGGACGGUGCAUUCCGACGCGGGCUGCAGCAGGACAUUGCCGGUUGCCUCGUCCUGGAACGGGCAGGACGCGAAUUGCAACGGCAAUAACAAUGGUGGUAGUAACUUGGUGAAAAGGGAACCGCUGGCUUCGGUGCCCUGUCAGGUCGCCGAAGUCUCGACGUCCCUUCACGCGACAACCACCUCCGUGAAAAUCGAACCAGUCCCACCGAAAUCGGAAAACGGGAUCGUGGUGUCGAAUGCAGGGGCAGGCGGCGUGCCAGUCGGAAUCGCGGUGGCCAGGCAGAGAUUGCAGCAUCAGGAAACCUCGACUUCGAUGCGCAAUGUUUCCCUGAGUCAUCACACUUCGCAUCAUGCGAGCUAUCACCACUUCCAGCCUGACAAUCUUGGUUCGAGCACAGCCAUGGCAGUAGGCGGUGCGACCCUGGUGCACUGCGGAGGACCUGGAGGGGAGGACCGUCCGGCCCACCUCGCCAUUCCCUCGGGAGCCCUGGCACCCUCGCUGAACGCUGCUCUCGGCUCGAGCCUGAAUUCCAGCUUGAAUUCCAGCCUGAAUUCCACGCUAGGUAGCAUCGGCGCCGCGACGAGCGCGGCCACCGCCGCCACGGCCGCGGCCGCAGCCGCAUGGCCGCCCACCUUAUGGCAGUACCCCGCGGCGGCCGCGGCCGCUGCAGCUGCAGCUGCAGCAAUGCCGAUGGAACCAGUGGGUUUUCCACAAAUGGGUGUUGGACUUCAAGGUGGCCUUCAAUUAGUCAGGGAUCCGACGACAGGUCAUCUUCUUCUCAUCCACGCUGCAGAACAAAUGCAGCAGGCUGUAGUGUGGCCAAAUUACUCGAAUCAUAAUAAUGGAAACGUCGCGCCGCCACCUCUUCUGCUUCCGCCGCCGCCACCGUCUCUUCAGCUUCUGGGCGACAUCGGUGGAGCAAGGUUGGUCCUCACUGAAAGCAAAAGAAAGCAACAGAGCACUCUGCCUAUUGUCAAGAUAGAGGCUGACUGUGGCAACAGCCCCGCCACUAUAAUCACGUCAACCGAGUCGACAAAGGCGUUGCAGACCGUGACUUCGAUGACAGGAGCCAUCGUGCCGGAUACACCCCUGGUGACCACUCUGCACUAUUACCCUCAUGCACCUGCAUUGGUCCAAAUUAGUCAAGCAGCGCCGAUGCACUGCAGAUCACAGCAGCGAAAUUCGUUUUUGUCGAAGGCGACCUCUCCCGUGUCGUGUCUGACGCCGCCACCCGAGGUGACGACGAUCCACGCGAUCGAGCCACCUGAAGUGGCGCCGAUGGUCGGCGUCCAAGACGCUUCGAACCAGACCGACGCCCCGGAGCCAGACGACCAGGAGCCGCCGCAGGUGGAUGCGUGCGUGAAACAGGAACAGAACCUGAGUCCCUGCCAGCUACAGAAUCCGACCAAUCUGACCACUACCACCACCAACAUGACGAACAUGACCAACUUCGAGAUCGUGGCUGCCUCGCCGGAGAAGGUGUGCAAUGUCGUACGAAUAACGACCACCACGACCACCGUGAACCCUGCCGUCUGCGGCUUCGUCGGCAAGGUGGACAAGGCCGAAAACACAAUCAUCAACAUGGCCGAUUGUCCGAAAUACUCUAUCACGAAGGAGUGCAGGAGCGUCACGGCGAUCGACAGAACCAUCGAGCACGUGGUGGCUAGACAGAUGGACAGGGAACACGACGACAGGGGACACCCGGACGAGGAGCACGACGAGUUGUUCGCGGAGGACGGUUUGUCUCGCAGGGACAUCAGAAACGGACCAAGGAUCAUCGAAAUCACCGAGGAAAAUUGCGACAGCUUCCACGAGAAUCUCGAGUUCUUUGGAAGAAGGAGAGAUCACUCGUUAGACCGUCAUCGAGACAGGAAGAGAAGCUACGUCGCAGAGUCUGCCGCCGGUGAACAGGACCACGAGGAUAACGCGGCUGCUGCUGAGAAGAGCGAGGCUGAUUUAGCUAAAAUCGGAGACGCAAGAACCGCAGAAGUACACAGACACGCGAGUUCCGCGCCAACGGAAUCGCUCAAUAUCGAAACGCAGAGGCAAGAAGAGCCUAGCGAAUCGAAGAUACCAGUUACUUCUAGGUGUGAGAACCACGAUGACCAUUUGCUGACGUACAAACCGCUCACUCAUCGUCCUCAGAUCAUCGUGAAGUCAUUCGACAUGCCGAACAUUGACUGCGACGACGAAGAGGUCGAGAGAAUAGUGAUAAAACAAGAGGCCGAGGAAACUGCGUACGAGGAUUACUCGUACAGAUGCGAAGCCACCUCGACGACGGAGAAGCCAAAGUGCCAGGAGUGGAUGAAGAGGCACUCGGUGGAAAAGUCUCACCCUGGGAUCGAGAAUGUGGUGGAGAAAUUGAAGAAAAAUGCGGCCGCAGCUAUGCAGGAAGCGAUACCUCAGAAAGUCGAGGACACAAAGGACAAGAGCGUGGAUGGUCUGCGUUCGAGGAGACACUCCGAGACGAUGCCGAGAAAAUUGGAGAACGGCUUGAAGAAACACAUACUGAGGUCCUGCGAGAUUGCUCAGUUUAUGGAGCACCGUGAAAUUCCAAGAGAACCUGAGGUUUCCUCGACGGAGACAACGAGAUCCGCGUAUAACUCUCAGGAUCUCCCCAGGUAUACGGCAACGAAAGAGAACGAUCCGUCUAAUUCUCUCGCGAAGAAACACGCUUUGCCCAGUGAGUACUUCCUGAACGAUAACAAUAACGACACCAGGAGCAAUAACAACAAUAUCAAGGCGGUCGAUAACGAAGAGUUGCUCGUGAAGAAGGAAAAGACUUCGUCGUCUGCCGUGUACGAGACGAGAGAGGCGAACUGUUUUGACAGCGACGCGGUCACCCCGAAGAAACACCGUAGAAUGGAAGUUUCAGACGAGACGUUUGCCUCGUCGUCAGACAAUCAAAAUUCAAAAUCGAGGGCUGCGAUCAGUUCCAAACAGAGGCCUACGGUUGACAUAAGCGGGUUGGAGCUAUUGUCGAAUAGUAUCGAACAACUGGAGCAGCUGAAACCGGACGCCCAGGUCGCCGCCACAGCAGCCGAUCUUGAGAAAUCACCUAUUAGAACUAAGCUGAUUUCUCCGCCAGGGGAGAGCAACAACAACAACAGCGUGGACAGUCCGUUGGGGUUGUUAUGCGCUCUUGCGGAACAAAGGUUUAUGGAGGAGGUGGUCGAUAAAGUGCCGAGGAAGCUGAACCUUGACAGCUCUGAAGAGAUAUCGCACGCUGGUAGAUUGUUGCUGAACUUGGGUAGAUCGAGUCAUCCGGAGAAGGAAGGGAAAACGUUGGACAAGAGGAAGUUCGUCCAGUCGGAGGACGAGAACUAUGACAGCUCGAAGAGAUUCAAGAGCGGCAACAAAUGCGAGGAUGAAGAGUUCAAGUGUGACGCAUUGCAUUACGAUGAAGAAAGCGAUACGAGCAAGCAAUACGAGGCGAGGUUGCAAGCGAACAAUAUAGUAAUAGGGGUAAAGGAGGCAACAAGAAGAAGCAUCGAUUUUUCUGAAAGAAACGGUGUCAACGUAAACGACGAGGAUGAUCCACCGCUGAAGGACGAUCCCGCUGGUGGAAAUAGACCGUGCAUAGAUUCAGAUUAUGAAAGAAUCGAUGAUUUCGAGCAUUACGAUCGCCAUUUUAACGAGUAUCAGAUGAAUGGUGCUUACUACGAGAGAACUAUGGAAGGCAAUUUGUCGGACUCUGAUUUGAAGGUGUACAGUCAAAAAGCGUAUGCGGAGGCGAUGAUGCAAGAAGGUGUCAGAGACGUGAAGAGGAGACUCUCCGCGGGAGAGCAGCGCGAUUGCCACGAUUACAGGAACUUGCAAGCGAAACUGGACGCGAAAAAGUUCAUCGCCCGAAAGGGUCACAUGGACAACGACGCCGAUUGGCCGAACAUGGAUGCCAUGGAGCUGGAUAUGAGGGUCAGGUUGGCUGACAUUCAGAGGCAGUACAGAGAGAAACAGAAAGAGUUGUCUAAGCUAACUCCGAAGAAAGAUGAGAAGAAGAGUCCUGGCAGACCGCGAAAGAAGAGCCAUUCUUCCAGUUCUGAUCAUGGACCUUUGGCGUCGCCAUCAGCGUUAGAGCGAAUGCCUUCACCGCAUAAAUCUCCGUCACGCUCGCUCAAUGGAUCUCCACCACCGUUGACUCCCAAUGUUCUUGCUAUGCCGAGGUGUAACGUGAACUUGGUGAAACUGGGUGAGCCAAGAAGUCACAUUAAACUGUUGGACAGUAUACCGAGCAUUCCUAUCCCCGUUCCACCAGUCGCCUCGCCUAUCACCGUUCUACCCUCGAGUAAAGCACCGCAAGACGACGAUGAGAAAAGCACAGGAAGGAUGGGAUACGAUACGUCAUCACCAGCGCCGACGGUUGCGAGUUCCAGUUCAGCUUCAAAGAAAAGGAAGGUCGGUCGGCCCAGGAAGCUGAUGUGUACAUCAGGAAGUGUCAGACAUCUAACAGAGACGAUAGUCGCGAAAAAGCCAAAAAGCAAAAGUUCUCUAGUAGGAUACCUUUUGUCAUCGAAAAACCGACAUCUUCAGGCAAAGUACGUGGGUAAAACUGGAUAUACGCCGCUACCCUUCAAAACUGGAUUAUCUUCGCUAAAAUCCUCUUCCAAGGGUCAUAAAUCAGGAAAAUCGAAACCGAAGCCUGCGAAACAGACGCCCUUGCACAGUAAGACUGUGAUCAGCUCGAUCAUUGCGGAGAAAGCGAAAUUGAGUCAAGAAGUGAAGUUGGAGAAACAGAGCAAGUUGAAACCGAAACUAAAAGCAGAAGUAAAGGUGAAGACUUGGGAGGAUGAUGAGUCUUCUAGUGCUGUGGAGAACGUAUUGCCAGAGUCUACUGUGCAGGAACCAGUGGAGGAAAUCCCAGCGGAGUUGCCAGAGCCAAUCGAGACAGAGUCCGAGAAGAGCAGACACGAGAAGUCGAAGAAGAAGAAACGGAAGUCCAGUUCGUCGUCGCCUUCGCGACGCAAAUCUACUGAUCGCGAGAAGAAAGAAGCGAAACGCAGGAAGUCGCUUGAGUGCAAAGAGUGCAAGGAAUGCGCCAAAGCAGCCAAAGCCGAGAAGACGGAGAUCGUCAACAAAUGCAAACUGACAUCGGCGCACUUGGACAUUGAUCAGCUGAGAGUUCUCACGGCGAUGGGUGGUCUGUUUUACGCCGGAAGACUCAGCGCUGUCCAAGCACCUGACGUUUAUGCGAUCACGUUGGACGGCGAACGAGGCAACAGACCCCACAUCCAUUCCAGAGAGGAGAUUCUACGAGACGCGAUCGUGGAGGUCUGUCCUAGUUCGACGAAAGAGUUACCACCCGGUACGAGACUCUGCGCCUACUGGAGCCAGCAAUAUCGGUGCUUAUACCCAGGCACAUCCGUGGAACCCACCGAACCUGACCCCGAGCUUGACGAGAAGUUCGUUAGCGUGGAGUUCGACGAUGGUGACAGUGGAAGAAUCGCUUUGGAUGAUAUCAGGUUGCUGCAGCCUGAUUAUCCUGUCGUUGAAUACGAUCCAAAUCCCCUAUUGUCACUGGGCAAGCGUCGAAGGCAAACGUCGGUAUCUACAGAAGAUAAACGCUCGUCCAGCAACAAUCAACCGUCCACUUCGUUAAAUGCGAACAAUGCGAUUCCCGCUGUUACCUCCACGACGUGUUGUUACGUUUCGUCGUCUGAUGGACAGUCGCUGGAACGAUACAAGUCCGAUGACAUGGAUGCCAAGGAUCUAGAAGAGUACCGUGAGAGGAAACGCAUGAAGAAGAGGAGAAGAGACAAACUAAAGAGACUGCAGGAGGCCCAAGAGGGAAAGAAGAAGCACAGGAAGCACAAGUGUUGCGAAGAACACAGGAAGCACAAGCACAGGAAACAUCGAAAGCAUAAGCACAAGCACAGCCAUCACAGCAGCCACAGCGAAGGAAGUCAUAUAAGUAGUGGGGAUAGCUGUUGCGGUCAGAAGAGCGAGGAAGAGAUGGUCAAGGAACCAGUAACUACAGCAGAGCCCGAAGUAGAAGUCGAAGAAGAAACAGUAGUAGAGGAAGAAGUCAUUCCAGAACCGAUCGUAGAGCCCGUUCGCGAGCAGAAGCAAGAGAAGCCGAAGAAAGCGGACAAGAAGUCAAAGAUGCGUGAACGACAGGAGUCAGUGGAAAGUCGAAGUAAAAUGGCCGCGUUUUUGCCGGCUAGACAGCUGUGGGGAUGGGCAGGCAAAGGUUAUAGACGGCCGGGUGCUAAAGGAAGGGCCAAGAAGCAAUUCUUCAAGGCGAUACAGCGCGGCAGUGAAACAAUUCAGAUUGGCGAUAGUGCCGUUUUUCUGUCGACUGGCAGACCAGACAGACCUUAUAUUGGUCGCAUUGAAUCCAUGUGGGAAACUUCGAGUUCCAACAUGAUCGUGAAAGUCAAAUGGUUCUAUCAUCCUGAGGAGACAGUAGGAUGCCCGGCAAAUCUGAAAUAUCCGGGUGCUCUCUUCGAGUCUCCUCACAUGGACGAAAAUGACGUCCAAACAAUCUCUCACAAGUGCGAGGUGCUACCACUUCCGGAAUACACGGACAAACUAGGCAAAGAACCGCACAGGUAUCUGACGAUCUACGACAACAACGACAUUUACUAUUUGGCAGGCUACUACGACCCCACCACUUAUCUAUUGACUAUGCAACCGGGGGUUGUUUGAGAACAGCUAAAGCUGACGAUUAAGUUAACGGGUGUUACUUAAUUGUCGUCAGCCAAAAAUAUUGCGAAAUAAAUGAAUCGCCGUGACCGUCACGGUCGGCGCCGUGCUCGACUGUGUCGUUUGCAGCGUGUGAGGCUCGAGAUCGAGCCGAAUCGAGAUCACUGGAUGAUUUCGUGCGUGGAACGCGUUACGUGGACGAACGAGACCAAGUUCGUACCACAGAGACAUUGGAAGACUUUGAAGAAACGUGGGGUAAAAUCCAACGUUAUGACAAACCGAUACACUGUCGCGAUCAUUAUCGCACACGCUGGGUGUUGGAGAGGUCGUUGGGUGACAUCGCGAGCCUCGAGCAUUAUUUAUUAUUACAGUGUAGGAGACACAUUGUUUACGUCGACAUCGAUCAAAUUUUUUUCUAUGGUUAUAUUGUUACGAGCGUUAAUUUUUACUUACCGAGUUAACCGAAGACGGCGUACGUGGAUCAGGAUUUAAGGUUAUCGGUCCGAUACCUACGUACGUGUUGUGUACAUAAUCAAAAGUGAUUGUUGAUUUACAGUUUUGCGACCAGUAUCUCGCGUCUUUCUUCACCAUCGGAGUUUCAAUGAGGUGCACUAUGUUUAUUUUGGCGCCGUAACUAUUCGUCGGACGAUGGAUUUCGCGGAUGCUAACCAUCGAGACUGUCUUUCUUCGCUGUUGUAAUCAAAAUACCUACUGAGAUUCGCGAAAGUGCGCCGCAAGGUUUCAGACGUCUCACUCAAAACUCGUGCAAUGACGUAUUGUUUUACCGUUCGAGAAAAAUACGUGAUUAUUACGGUAUUGUGAUAGAUUUAAACGAUACACCGGCAAUGGGACCGAUUGUUCGACACGCUACGGAACACAAUCAGUGUUUCGAGAGCGAGAGACUUCCACGUUUCGCGCAGCGAGAUGAAUCGAAUACGGGGGAGGCUUGUGCCUUGCGAAACAAAGUCGAGGCGCAGCUCUCGGAUGAGGAUGGCAAAUAGUUACAGAACAAAUGGAUAUAAAUAUAUAUUACGUAUGUACAGGAGAGAUGCAAUAAGUAUACCGAGUGGCAUUACGAAGAUGCGGAUGAAGCUACGAAGACUCUUCGAUCAAACGUUUUAUCGACUGUAUAUAGAAAUACUAUACGUGCGUUGUACAUAAAUGUUAAGUGCGUAUCCCAGUGUAAGACACGGCUCUGAUUAUCAAUUAAUCGUUAGACCGGUGUUGAUAUUAUUGUCUAACCGCGAAGAAGAGAUUUCGUGCGAACCCGUAUAGCGCGAUCGAGCAAUCUGCGCAGAGUGGAAAGGAGACAUCGAGGCUUCAAUAGGAAGCCUCUAAUUUUCCGAUAAAAAUCCUUUUUGAAUAAUCUCGCGUUCGACGUGUGCACGGAAUACAAUGUAUGUACUUAGAUUAAGAACCGCCUUCUCGCGUCCACUACUUCUCUAUCGUCUUUGUUGUCCCCGUACGAUCCGGUGAUCGCGUCAGGGCAGUGUUGGGCAAAAUUGAAUUCUUGGAUAAUCAGAUACAAUUAGCUCUGUAAGAUUACAAAUCAUCGAUUUAUAAUUACAGAUUACAUAUGUAGUUUACGAUUACCCAUUAAUCCGACAAUCGCGAGUGAUUAUUGGAAAAAUAAUCAGCGCUCAACUUUGGAGUAGGGGUGGACGCUAGUGGGAAUUUUAUUUCUCGACGAUGCGAUGAGAGAUUCGGUGGAUCCGACGCUCGUUAGUGAUACGAGAUAAGGUGCUACAUGCAACUUUUUCGCAGGGUUACGCGCAGGUAUUUAGGUCGUCUUUAGUAGGGGAAGUUUUACGCAUUUGCGCGUUGGUUUUACCAAACCCGCCGAGCGAAUACGUGCAAAACUUGUUAGGAUUAAGGCAUUUUCUAUCGGGUCAUUUUUAUACUUCUUCCCAGCAUUCGUUGGUCGGCGAGAAGAGCAGAGAGGGUUGAUUACCUUCGUGCUCGCGAAUUUGGAUGUUUACCUUGGUCACUUGGAGCUUUGCUCUUCGAGGAACGAAGAGAAGAUGAAUGUAAUCAUGCACUAUCAAUCAUUUCGUCGCCGAUUCGAGGUUUCACCGAUGCUCUAUUCGCGACUCAAGCUACUCGCGCGAAAGACACUUCGUUUCUCUCACCCUGAUGUCUGUCUUCUUGCCAUUUCGCGCGGACGGCGGUUAGGGGGGCGGUCUCCGCUACUUUGAAUUGAAAAUCUUUCCUUUAUUAUCUUUUCCUAUCAGGAGAAGUAUCCGAAUCGAAAUAAAAUUUAUUACAGGUGUAGCUAUUUUGUCGUUGUUUGACGAGAUAUUUUUUUUUUUUCGAACAACGUUUUAAUUGCUAGUCUUAUUCAUUGAAAGCUCGAUAGCAAAAAGAAAUUCUACCUCGAUAGCGUGUGAUUGAUACGAAUGAUUGUUCCGAAUCGAAGGAGACGAAGAGAUUAUUAUUAUUUACACAAGUUUCUUUAUCGCGCGGUCAGAUCUAAAAGCACUUGACUGCCCCCUUAACUGGAAUGGCUGCUCGUAGCGAAACGAGGCAUUGAUAUUAGUACAAACUGCAGAUACAAUAAUUGCCGCGCGAUUUCGGCAGCAUUCGCGUUGGCGGAUGUACGAUGUACAUGAAGAGUAUUAUUGGAGAGCUGCAAAGGUUGCCUUUGAAUGGAAUUCCAAUUCGAUGGUAAGAAUUUUUCGAAUAGAUUAGUUUAGUGUUGCGCGUUGACUGUUAUGCAAAUUUUGGUAAAAUACCCUCUGAUGGUGCGCUGUUAUUUUACGUUUAACUUUAACAAAAUAAUUGCUUUCAAUCUCUUCAUGACGUUACGUGAGUUCAUUUCUUGUGAGACAUUUGGUAUCGUUUACAUACAAUACAAUAUGUUAAUUAAUUUUCGUAUUAUUCUGUUUUUAUACAUUACAAUGUUAAAUAAACUUUUCAUAUUGAAAUGUACAUUUUUGAAUAAUGUAUGCCUUGUUGCUAAAAGUCUCUCGACAAAUUGGUAGAACUUUUUUUAAGAGUCAUGAUAUAUCGUAUAAGAACAAUACGAUGAUUUUGUAUAUACAAUUAAAUAUGCAGUCAGUGACAUAAGAAUUCGGAUCCCCGAUAUCUACAGAAGAAAAUUGUUUAGAUUGGAUGAUAGGUUUGAUGUUUCCAAAUAAAUUGUUCAUUAUAAAUAUACAAAUGUGUACAGUUUACUCAUGUAUAUAUUUCUAAUGAAACAUUUAUUUGGAAACAUUACACCUAUCAUUAAAUUUAGACAAAUUUCUUCAAUAGACAUAGAGGGUACAUAUAUUAUAGGGUUGAAUGCACAUAACAUGUUAACAUGUUAAUCGAUAUUUUGUAUAGCAUUACCAUUACUAAAACGCAUUUUAUGGACACGAACAACUUUCUUUGAACAUGGCGAGGAAAUCACUCGAGUUCAACAUUUGCAGCUUCUCGCAGUACCAUUCAUCGUGACGCGUGCGAUCCCUCGCGUGUAAAUAGGGCCUGUAAGUGUGCGUCGCGUGUCUUAGACACAGCCACCAGUUCCCAUAGGUUACGAUUUCUAUUUCUGAUUGUACAUUUACUGUUAUAUCGACGGCACAACGGUGGGGUCGAGCCUCGUCGUCCGAUCGGGUUGAGGCGAUCAGUCGAUUCGAUCGGGGGCGGCGAGUGCAAUCUGUAUAUUGCAUAGUAUUUUUCCAUUAAGGAUAAAGAAAAUUCAGAAAAGGAACAAAAAAAAAAAAAGAUUACGAUCGAGGAAUCGAUCCCGCUGGUUCCUCGAGCCCAGUGAUUCUCAGCCGUUUCGAAGCACACUUUCGAACGGAACGUCUCGAAACAGAAAUGUAUGUACAUAGAAGACGAAGAAGAAGAAACGAUUGUUCGCUGAUUAUUCGUUGAGAACCACUGCUCGGGAUGAACGAACGCUUACAGGCUGUCGUUUCUUCGACGGCGACUUUACGACGACUUUUUCUCGACGCUUCGAUACUAUGAGAAUUAGCCUAAUCGUAGAUAACGUAGACGAGGCACGUUCGCUUGUAGAUUUGUAAAUACUUAACUUAGGUAGAUCGAAGGAAAUGUCGGUAUCCUCGAUCUUUUUUUAUACGUCCUGAUCAAUUUAUUCUCCAUUGCGUGUAAACCUUCUCCCCUGGAGAAGGUAUAUAAUAAAAACGAUGUCACUUGUCGCGGUAAAAUAGAAAUUUAACGAACACACAGGUUUAGCCACCUUACUUGGCCAAUUAAAAUCACUCAGACUAUUUGUUGUGUGGAAACAUUUCUUGAACAAUAAUUGUAUGAUGGUAAGUAUGACGUAUAUCGCGGUAAUCAUUUAACUAUCUUGAUAUUUUAUCGAGACACCAAGGUAACCUUGAAUGUUUUCAAUUGAAUAUCCAACAUUUUACUUUGGAAUUUGAGAUAGUAUCAAACACUCAGUGAAAUAUGAUUCACAAGUGGAAUAAAUAUAAUGGCCGACACAAUUGAUGGAAUGGCGAGACUUUAUCCAAAUAAGAACAAAGCCCAUCACCAAACGUUAAGUUUAUAAUCCAAGUAUACUACAGUAAGAUCAAUGGAUUAGAUUGAUAUACAUUGAUAUUACAUUGUAGUUAUGAUAUUAAAUUUUUUGUUGUACUUGCAUAGUUAUUUUCAUUGCAUAGCGUGAUUAUUGUGUUCUACCCAUAAUGCGAUAUAUAUAUGUAUAACAUAUAGAACGUUUUGUUUAGUAACAAUUUGAUAUUUAAUUUCAUAGCAUUGUAUGAGUAAUGUUCGGUACCAAAAUUACUAAAAAAAUGAACGUCGGGUAAUUUAUUCCACCUGCUAGUAUUUUAUACGCAUGUCUACUUUCAAGGGACUACCAUUAAUUGAAUAGAAUUUCUAACAUAAACAAUGCUUUUUUAGUUAACUACUACUAUCACUUGACUACUUGCCUUCGUGAAAUACAAAAAGUUGAGUUUAUUGUGAGCAGUAAAGAUAGCCAAAGUUUCGUAAAGAUGUAUCAUUAGAACAUAUAAUGCUCUAAUUGUAGAAACGCUAAAACUCAUUGAUCCUAAUGAGCAAUAUUUCGAACGACGUCCAUCACUUAUUGAAUUGAAUUGAAUUGAAUUUAUUCAAUCAGAUGAAUAUUUUGAUACAAAGUAUAGGAAAGCUUGAAAAUCGGAGGAAGUAUAUAAAUACAAUAAAAUGUAUUUUAUAUUACAAAUAUUUGCCAGAAUAUCUUAAUAAUUAUUAAUUUUCAAUACAGCAUACCUUGAUAUGUUUUUCAUUGACGAUACUCUUUCGAAUUCCAAAAUGAAUAUUGUGUGUCUCUUUUCAAAAUGUUGAGGUAUCUUUUGUUUCUCUGUAAACAAGCAAGGCGGCAAAAUACUAAUUACUGUGCUGUACAGUCUUUUCUCAAUACCAUGCGAUAUUUGUUUGACAAUGUUUUUUCACACAACGCACGCUAUAUGAGAAAUUUAAGGUGGCCAAAUUAGGUAACUAGGUUUGUAUAGUAACGAGCGAAAGUGUUAGCGUGCAGACAUAUGUCCAACUUUGCGUCUUCAUUUUCCCAUGUGAAUAGUAGGAAUUCUUAUAUUGCGAAGUUUAAUUGAACCCACGUUAAUCUUUGUUAAACGGAGGUUUUCUUUUAUUUUAUUCUAUCGCUUUAUAGUUAAAAGUACGAUAUUAUUUUCGUUAUGACAGCAAGUAUACAGUUUUGCGCGGUUAUAUUGCCGUUAGAAAAGAGAUGUAUUAAUUCAGACUAACUGCAAAUGUUUACUACGACGUUUCAAGAAUAAUGAUUUCUGUCAAACUGUCGAUAAUUAGAUUAACACUAGAUUAAUAUUGUACCAUUCAUGUUGUUUCCCAAUUCAUAUGGUAGAUUUUUCUACAACAACAGUUGUCUUUUUGUAACGAACUGCGAAUUGUCGAACGUGUUUGUAUCAGGACUUCAGACUGAUCAGUCUAUCGCUUAACAGUUUUGGGAUUCAAGUCACCCUCGUUCCAAUUUUAAUGUUUGGUAUCAUUAUUUUGUUGCAAUAGAAUUUUCACCUCAUCAUAGUCCAUGGUUUGUACUGCUGACGGUAAAUUAUGUUAUAAAUUGAACAAAUACAGUUACCUUCGCUUAAUUUCAUCCAUUCGAAUUAAGGGUCCAACUAUGUUCUAUAUUAUAUUGACUGCCGAUUCUAGAAUUUAAUUUGUAUCAUGAAACGAUGUUUCGGAUAAAAAUUUGUAUAUUAUGGAAUUUGAAACAUAGGACUAAAGUUCGGAUAUCUUUUGUGUUUAAAUGAUGCGGCGUUGCUUGUAAAUUUCAAUCAAGACGACAAUCAUAAUGAGAAACGUGGCAGUCAAUGUAAUAUAAAACAAUCCCAAUAGGUUAUAACAUAACGAGUAAGUUGUAUUGUGUUUUUUGCAUAGAAGAAUUAAUUUCG